AUGAAGUACUCCGUUCUUGCUGGUCUGUCCCUGCUGGGCUCGGCCAUGGCCACUGUGCCUACCAUUGAGAUCAAGGGCAAAAAGAUGUUCUACUCUAACAAUGGCACUGAAUUCUUUAUCCGUGGUGUCGCAUACCAGGCCGACUACAACGGUGGAGGAGCCUCUGGAAGCGGUUCCGGUGCCAACUCCUACGUUGACCCGCUUGCUGAUGUCGAGAGCUGCAAGCGUGAUAUUCCGUACCUGGUUCAGCUGCGCACCAAUGUCGUCCGUACCUACGCCGUCAACCCUAACUCUUCUCAUGACGAGUGCAUGAACGCCUUAGCCGAUGCCGGUAUCUACGUCAUCAGCGACCUUUCUUCUCCCGGCGAAUCCAUCCAAUCCAGCGAGCCCACCUGGGAUGCUGACCUGUUCACUCGCUAUUCUGAAGUUGUCGAUGCGUUUGCGAAAUACCCCAAUGUGAUCGGUUUCUUCGCUGGCAAUGAGGUAUCCAAUGAAGUUAACAACACCGCUGCCAUGGCCUACGUCAAGGCUGCUGUUCGUGACAUGAAAUCCUACAUCAAGGAGAAGAACUAUCGCUCCUCUCUGGCCAUUGGUUAUGCUACCGACGAUGACCAGACCGUCCGUGAACAGAUCUCAAACUAUCUGAUUUGCGAUAGUUCUGAGGACUCGAUUGACUUCUUCGGCUACAACAUCUACGAAUGGUGUGGUGACUCCUCCUACUCCACCUCCGGCUAUGAAGAGCGUACCAAGGAGUUUGCUGACUACCCCGUCCCCGCCUUCUUCUCGGAGUAUGGCUGCAACACUCCUCGCCCUCGUAAAUUCACCGACGUACCCGUCCUCUUUGGUCCAAAGAUGAAUGACGUCUGGAGUGGUGGCAUUGUUUACAUGUACUUCGAAACUUCCAACGAGUAUGGUCUGGUCUCCACCAGCGGUAAUUCGGUCAAGACCUUGCAAGAUUUCGAAAAUCUGUCUUCCCAGAUACAGAAGGCGACCCCAACCGGUGUGAACAGUGCCAGCUACUCCGUUUCGACCACCGUCGGCCGUAGCUGUCCCACCGUCGGUUCUGACUGGCUUGCCGCUAGUUCUCUGCCCCCCUCGCCGAAUGCCGAUCUGUGCGAGUGCAUGUAUAACGAGCUGGAAUGUGUGCCUGUUGACGACAUUUCGACCAAGAAGAUGACCGAUACCUUUGACUAUCUCGGCGGUAUGAAGGGCGCCAUGUCCGGUGUUAACCACAACUCCACCUCCGGUGUGUAUGGUGCCUACUCCAUGUGCAACAGCCGACAGCGUCUCGCUUGGGCCAUGAACCGGUACUACCAGCUCAACGGGAAGUCCGACAAGGCCUGCGGCUUUAGCGGUGCCGCCGAGAAGAAGUCUGCCACAACCGCCAGCUCCUGCUCUGCUCAGUCCUCUGCUAUGAGCGCCAUUGGUUCCGCUGGCACCAACUUUAUCAAUGCUGGUGUGGCCGCCUCCACUGCCGCUGGCUCCACCGCCACCUCCAAGGGUGCAGCCGCCCUUCCUUUCGGUCCCCAGUACGUCCACAUUGGCGCCUGGCAGACUGGUGCUUACCUGGUGGCAGCCGUGGCCUCAGGUGUUUUCAUGAUCAUGCUGUAG
Messenger RNA from Penicillium macrosclerotiorum, 1611 nucleotides. RefSeq names its product glycoside hydrolase family 72 protein. Gene Ontology annotation, biological process: fungal-type cell wall (1->3)-beta-D-glucan biosynthetic process. Bases 1 to 1611 code for a protein of 536 amino acids. The record is from RefSeq and is a predicted model, not a curated record. Gene Ontology annotation, cellular component: cytoplasm; fungal-type cell wall. NCBI's taxonomy places the organism in Eukaryota, Fungi, Ascomycota, Eurotiomycetes, Eurotiales, Aspergillaceae. The transcript has a single exon. Gene Ontology annotation, molecular function: 1,3-beta-glucanosyltransferase activity.